AUGCGAAGAUUUGAUCACUCCUCUCAAUACCCAUUUCGCCUCUCACUCCAAAUCCUCCGCCAUGGAACCACCACAACCACCACCACCAAAAUCCUACUGGCGAUUCAACAAACAAGACUUUUUCCCAGCACCCUCCUUCCAAAACCUCUCCACAACGAUGCUGGUCCAACUAUAGUUCUUUCUUAUGCCACUUCAGGCCUCUCUGCGUUGCUAUCAGUAUUCUGUUACACUGAAUUUGCUGUGGAAAUACCUGUGGCAGGUGGGUCUUUCUCAUUUCUUCGAAUCGAGUUGAGUGAUUUUCUUGCUUUUAUAGCUACGGGUAAUAUUUUACUAGAGGCCGUUGUUGGUGCUGCUGGGUUAGGGCAUUCAUGGUCUUCUUAUUUUGCUAGUAUGAUAAAAUCUGAUCCGGAUUUCCUUAGAAUUCGAGUGAACUCCUUUGCUGAAGGGUUUAAUUUAUUGGACCUAAUUGUGGUUGUGGUUUUAGCGAUUGAUAACACUAUAGCUAUGAGUGGGACACACAGGACAUCUUGCUUGAAUUGGGUUGCAUCUAUUUUCAGUGCUGGGGUCAUAGUUUUCAUUAUAAUUGUCGGAUUUAUGAUUGGUUGCUUAGCUUGA
This is a messenger RNA of Ilex paraguariensis (yerba mate), 615 nucleotides long. Lineage: Eukaryota; Viridiplantae; Streptophyta; Magnoliopsida; Aquifoliales; Aquifoliaceae. The record is from the annotation of a GenBank genome assembly.